Messenger RNA from Antechinus flavipes (yellow-footed antechinus), 3385 nucleotides. It is a transcript of the gene INTU, whose product is annotated as inturned planar cell polarity protein. The record is from RefSeq and is a predicted model, not a curated record. Gene Ontology annotation, cellular component: cytoplasm; cilium. Gene Ontology annotation, molecular function: protein binding. The coding region runs from base 367 to 3243 and encodes 958 amino acids. Gene Ontology annotation, biological process: nervous system development; establishment of planar polarity; vesicle-mediated transport. NCBI's taxonomy places the organism in Eukaryota, Metazoa, Chordata, Mammalia, Dasyuromorphia, Dasyuridae. The transcript is spliced from 16 exons.
UCUCGACUCUGCUCUCCUCUUUCAUCACUUCUCUUUCCUCCCUUUUUCUUUCCUCUCCUCCUUUCCCCCUUUCUUCCUCUCCUCCUUUGCCCCUCCUUUUUAACCUUCUCACUUCAGCUUCUUGUUCCCUCCCUCUUACUCUUUUUCCUCCCUUCGCCAUCCCUCUUUCUUCCUUUCCUCCUUCCCUUGGCUUCUAUUUCCUUCCUUUCUUUCCCCUCCUUCCUCUUUUCCUUUCUUUCCCUCCCGAGCCAAGAAGCUUCACCGUCGCCUAGGUGACCUCAACAGCAGCCAAUAAAAAUAGCAGACAGUGAUCACGUGGCCCAGUGCCCCGCCUCCAACCCUGAUUCUUGGCCUCGGUUCCCAGACAUGUCGGGCGAGAACACCUCCCGGGCCUGGCGGGAAAGGCUGCACAGGCAGACCCCUCCAUUGCCCGCAGGGAAGACGGAGGCGGAUGUGGCGGCCACGGCCCGGCUGAGUGACGCCCCCGCCUCGAAGGAGGAGGAGGAGACGGCCGAGAGCGGGGAGAGCGGCGACAACAGAAGCCGCAGCCCGUCGUAUUUCUCCGGCAGCGACAAUGAUGACCUUGAGGCAGAAUGGUCAGACAGUGUGCAGAAAUAUGGGGAACUUUUUUAUCUAGAGCUGAGUGACAACGAAGAAGAAAGUCUCCUUUCAGAAAUACCAGUUGUGAACCAUGUCAGAUUCAGUGAAAAUGAAAUCAUUUUUGAUGAGGAUUAUCUCCGAGAAGGAAGAAAAUAUGAACCCAGACUCAAAAAGUUUUCCAAAAUUUUGAAAAGUCGAAGACUUUUGCCAAAACGUUACAAGAAAAAGAACAGCAAUGGACCAGUAUCAAUCCUAAAGCAUCAGCCUACUCAGAAAAUGGGCAUCAUCCUUCAGCAACGGUACAAAGAUGUGUCUGUCUUUGUAAACCCCAAAAAUGCAAUGGUCCUGAAAGCAAAAGAGCAUCUCAAGCUUCUGGAAGUGUUGCUGGGUAUUAUUCACCAGACUAAAUGGAAGAAAAGAAUGGAAGGCACCAAACUAGUAGUACACGGCUUACUCCCAGGAGGCCCAGCCAUGAAGAGUGGACAAGUGUUAAUUGGUGAUAUACUUGCUGCUGUAAACGAUGUGGAUGUGACCUCAGAGAACAUAGAGAGAGUUUUAUCUUGCAUUCCAGGCCCUAUGCAGGUGAAACUGACAUUUGAAAUAGCAAACGCCAGGCAAAAAGAAGCCAGUCAGCCCAAAGAGAAGAAGGCCCAAACUACUUCUAAUGACUUAGUCAGACUCCUUUGGGGUGAAGAGGUCCAGGAACUUCAGCAGAACCUCCAAAGCAUCCCUCACAUCAUCAUGUAUCUCACUCUCCAGCUGGACUCUGAGACACUGAAGGAUGAGCAGGAAAUUCUUUACCAUUAUCCAAUGUCUGAAGCAUCUCAGAAACUUAAAAGUGUAAGAGGAAUAUUUCUAACCCUCUGUGACAUGCUGGAAAAUGUAGCUGGAACACUUGUUACCAGCUCAUCACUUUCUUUAAAUGAAAAACUAGUACAUGUGGCUUACUGGAAAGAAGAUGACAAAUUGUUAUUAAUAGGACUUCCUGCUGAAGAAGUUCCUCUUCCUCAGCUAAGGAGUUUGAUAGAAGAUGUUGCCCAAACCUUAAAAUUUAUGUAUGGUUCUUUAAACAGUGCAUUCUGUGAGGCAGAGAAUGUUGCUCGAUUGGAUCAUUUUUUCAACUUGUUCUUCCAAAGAGCAAUUCAGCCUGAAAAGCUUUACUCCAGGACCUGUAUUCAGUCCUAUGAUGCUUCCAGCUCACUAUUCACCGACACUCUGCCUGGUGUUCAAUGGCUCACACUACCACAAGAGACCCAGAUGGAAAUAGACAUGGUAUUAAAUGAUUUGGAGGCAGCAGAUUUUGCAGAACUGUCUGAAGAUUACUACAACAUGAGGCGUCUGUACACAAUAUUGGGGUGUUCUCUGUUUUUUAAGGGCUAUUUGAUUUGCAGCCACUUGCCAAAGGAUGACCUGAUUGACAUCGCCUUGUAUUGUCGACAUUAUUGCCUGCUCCCGUUAGUUUCUGAACAAAGGAUCGGUCACUUAGUCAUAUGGAGAGAAGUGUUCCCACGACACCAUCUUCAACCUGCUUCUGAACCAGAUGCUCAAGUCUUUCAGGAGCCUGAGGGAAGAUAUUUUUUAUUAAUUGUUGGUUUGAAACAUUACUUGUUGUGUGUGCUGCUAGAGGCUGGAGGAUGUGCAUCCAAAGCUGUUGGGCAUCCAGGACCAGACUGCAUUUAUGUGGACCAGGUCAAAGCCACUCUCCUUCAGCUGGAGGGAGUAGAGGCCAGCCUCGAUGAGAGGCUGGCGUCUCCUUCAAACCCCUGUUUGUCUUGUGCAGACUGGUUCCUUCCCUCAUCCCGAGAUAAACUCGAAAGUCUGACCUCCUCCCCUCUCCUCACCAAGCUCCAGUACACCUCUAGGGCCAUCACCUCUCCUUCCAGCAGAAGAAAACUGUUUAGUGACUACUCUCUAAAGACACGUAAGCUCAGUCCUUCCAGAAGCAACGGGGGCUUCGAGAAUGGCAUUGAAGGUGGGGAAGGGGGUGGCUCUAGCCCACACACAACCCCAGAUCCACUGCCCAAGCAGGGAGUGAAGGAAGCUCAGAGUCCUGGAGGUCCACAAGCCAGUAGCACCUUGCUAAAGGUCACUAAAAAGAAAGCUACUCUUCCAAAUCCUUUUCAUUUAGGAAGACAAAAAAAGGAACUUUCAGAAAAAGAAAUGGAACUAUUUGAGGCCACAAAAUUGACAUCUGGCACUGAGAACACACUUUUUCACUAUGUUGCCUUAGAAAAGGUACAAGGAAUCUUCAUUACUCCAACUCAUGAAGAGGUAGCACAGCUCAAUGGUUCUAUCCAUCCUCAACUGAUAAAGAAUUUCCAUCGUUGCUGCCUUUCUAUUCGUGCGAUCUUCCAGCAGUCCUUGAUGUAUGAGAAGAAGAAAGCCCUUAAUUUUGAAGGUAAUUCAGAGUCGCCUCAUGCUGCAUCCUCCCUUAGUCCUGUGAAAGAACAUGGUGUGUUAUUUGAAUGUUCCCCUGAAAACUGGACAGAUCAGAAAAAACCACCUCCAGUAAUGGCUUACUGGGUUGUAGGAAGACUCUUCUUGAAGCCCAAGCCACAAGAACUCUAUGUGUGUUUUCAUGACUCGGUCACUGAAAUUGCCAUUGAACUAGCAUUUAAGCUUUCCUUUGGCUUGGCCACAUGAGGCACUUUUCUUGUCAUCCUGGGAUACCAUGGAGCAUCCAUCAUCAGAAACGCUGAAACCCAUCCUGAGAUUACAGGUCUCUUUAAUGCAUCCUGGAAACAGCUUUAAAUGGUCCCUCUCUCAUUAAAUUCAUCAUACCCUU